This is a messenger RNA of Pseudozyma flocculosa PF-1, 1983 nucleotides long. RefSeq lists its product as uncharacterized. The coding region runs from base 1 to 1983 and encodes 660 amino acids. Gene Ontology annotation, cellular component: intracellular membrane-bounded organelle. The record is from RefSeq and is a predicted model, not a curated record. NCBI's taxonomy places the organism in Eukaryota, Fungi, Basidiomycota, Ustilaginomycetes, Ustilaginales, Ustilaginaceae. Gene Ontology annotation, biological process: magnesium ion homeostasis. The transcript is spliced from 2 exons.
AUGGCAUCCAUAAGGCUCGCCAACGCCGGCGCGCCCCCGCCAAAUGCUCGCCUCCAGAUCCAGGCGCAGCCCAUCGUCAAGCUCGCAAUCGUCCUCACCACCUCGCUCGCACACCUCAUCGCUCCCGCACUCGCCUUCCCCAUCGGCGGCGCCCACAACGGCGAUGCCACCGCACCCACCCUGGCCGCUCGCGGCCACGGCGGAGGCGGCGGCGGCGACGACGCACCAAAGACCGACAACCCGGUCAAGCUCACUAUCGACAUCCUCACCAUCGCCGCGCUCGUCGUCCUCGGCGGCAUCUUUGCCGGCCUCACGCUCGGCCUCAUGGGCCUCGACAUGGUCAACCUCCAGGUCCUCUCGACCUCGGGCUCGGAAAAGGAGCGCAAGCACGCACUCAAGGUCAUGAAGCUCCUCGAAAAGGGGCGCCACUGGGUCCUCGUCGUCCUCCUCCUCGGCAACGUCAUCGUCAACGAGACCCUCCCCAUCUUCCUCUCCGACUUUGGCGGCGGCGUCGCCGCCGUCCUCAGCUCCACGCUCCUCAUCGUCAUCUUUGGCGAAAUCGUGCCCCAGAGCAUCUGCGCCCGCUACGGCCUCGCCAUCGGCGCAUUCUGCGCGCCCAUGGUCCACGCCACCAUGAUCAUCAUGGCGCCCAUCGCAUGGCCCACGGCCAAGCUCCUCGACUGGUGCCUCGGCGAGGAGCACGGCACGACCUACCGCAAGGCCGAACUCAAGACGUUUGUGUCGCUCCACCAGCAGGUCGGCACCGAGAACCUAAACGAGGACGAGGUGACCAUCAUCCGCGCCGUCCUCGACCUCAACGACAAGACCGUCGAGGACGUCAUGACGCCCAUCGACGACGUCUACAUCAUGUCGAGCGACACGGUCCUCGAUGAGGACGGCGUCGCCAAGCUCGUCCGCUCCGGCUACUCGCGCGUCCCCGUCCACGAGCCGGGCAAGCCCGACGCCAUCGUCGGCAUGCUCCUCGUCAAGAACCUCAUCCAGUACGACCCCGAGGACGCCCAGCCCGUCUCGAGCUUCCACCUGACGCCGCUGCCCGAGGCCAGCCCGGACCUCACGCUGCUCGACUGCCUCAACUACUUCCAGCAGGGCCGCAGCCACAUGAUCCUCGUCUCGAGGCACCCGGGAGAGAGCCGCGGCGCCAUGGGCGUCGUCACGCUCGAGGACGUCAUCGAGGAGAUGAUUGGCGAGGAGAUUGUCGACGAGACCGACGUCUUUGUCGAUGUCCACAACAAGAUCAAGGUGGUGCGCAACCCUCGUCCGCAGGCCGACCAGCAGUCGUGGCAGCCCCUCAUCCGCGGCAUCAUCGAGCGCCGUCGCAAGCUGGGCGGGCCGAUGCGCACGCCGCUGCGCUCGUCGUACGGCACCAUCGGCCGCCCCGAGGGCACCACCACCCCGGCCUCGAGCUCGGCUACCGGCGGCGGCGGCAACAACCACAAUGGCGGAUCCAACAGCAACAGCAACGGCGGCGCCAGCUCGCUGCCCAACCAGGGCAUCGCGGCGCGCUACGGCACGCAGCCCGACGUGCGCGCCGUCAACAAGGUGGCAAUCAAGCAGCCCAACGGCGCCGGCACGCCCGGCUCGCCGCUGUCGCGCGCCAACACGAUGCCGCUGCGCCGCGAGUCGACGAGCUCGAUGGCGUCGCACUCGACGGCCGACGGCGGCGGCGCCAGCGUCAACCCCGGCGAGCCGUUUAUCGUCGAGGUCGAGGACGGCAGGCAGGUGCGCGUGCUCCACAUUGAAGAUAUCAGCGAGGUGCCCUCGGCCGAGGAGCAGGCUACUAAAAAGGACGAGCAGGAACGUCGCCAGCAGCAGCAGCAGCAGCAGCAGCACGAGGGCGACGAAGGCGACGAGGAUGGAGAGACGAAGCCGUUGCUCGGCGGCGGUAACGGCAGCAGCGGUGGCAACGGCAACGGUGGCAAGGGGAAUAAAGGCGGCAAGGGCAAGCGGCGCGGGAAGAAGUAG